Molecule: messenger RNA, 3729 nt
Organism: Toxotes jaculatrix (banded archerfish)
Lineage: Eukaryota; Metazoa; Chordata; Actinopteri; Toxotidae
Gene: slain2
Product: SLAIN motif family, member 2
Exons: 10
Coding region: 213-2087 (624 amino acids)
Biological process (GO): positive regulation of microtubule polymerization; microtubule nucleation; cytoplasmic microtubule organization
Cellular component (GO): microtubule plus-end
Source: RefSeq, a predicted model, not a curated record
GUGUUAUGAAAAUGGCCUCGACCCUGCCCGUGCGCACGAACAGCCGGAGAAGAUGACGGCGCUGAGCUUUUUAAGUCGGUGUAACACCAAAGUGUCUUCUCUGAACACGUAGGGAACAGUGAAGCGAGCAAAGACAAGGAGGCUGCGGGCAAAGAAACGACUGGAAGUACCACAGACCACACCGCAUAUUUCCGUCGGGCUGAGGAGCCACUAUGGAGGAUAUCAACUCAAAUAUCAACGCGGACUUGGAGAUGCGGAAGCUCCAGGACUUGGUGAAGAAGCUCGAGCAGCAGAACGAACAGCUCCGGACCAGGUCCACGAUGUUGUCCUCGUCCGGAGCGAUGUCAGGGAACCACAGACCCCUCAGCGCCGGAUACGACUCGUCGUCCCUGUCAGCGGGGAUGGCAGCCGGUCUGGCCGGCUUCCCUGGGGUGGGGUUCGUCGGAACGGGAGGCUACGGUGGGCUGUUGGAGAAUAACCGUUGUUUGAGCCCCAGGCUCUCUUACGACGGCAUCAGCUUCAGGAGGGCGUAUGAGUGUGAGGGGGCAUCGGCUGCCACCUCUGUGUCGAGCAUGAACUCACUUUAUUCAGACACCGCCGGGAGCUUUACGGACGAAGGGGAGACGUCAAUCCUAGACGAAGUGGAGAUCUUAGAUCUGGAAGACAUGGACUGUCUAAACGAAGACGAGGACAGCUGGCUGUAUGAGACGAAACUGAACAGUCCCCUGCAAAAAGCCUUGAGUCCUAUCGUGUGGUGCCGGAAAGCUCUCGACAACCCCAGUCCCGAGAUGGAAUCAGCCAAGCGGUCCCUCAUCCACAGACUGGACCUCACCAUGUCGGCCAACAAGCGCAGGAGCCUGUAUGGAAGCCCCUACAACCAGCAGAGCUACGGAAGCCCGUACAGCACAAACGCAGCCAACAGCCCCUACAGCAGUGGCUUCAACUCCCCCUCCUCAACCCCCAGCAGAGUGCCCAUUGUCAGACAGCAGCUGAUGCCUGGGAACGCAGCAGCACACCAGCGAAACGCAGCAGCGGACAGGAAUCCUCCGCCGGUUAGUCCACAGUCAUCAGUGGACAGCGAGCUGAGCACCUCAGAGAUGGAUGAGGACUCAGUGGGCUCCUCCACUACCUACAAGCUCAAUGAUGUCACUGAUGUUCAGAUAUUGGCGCGCAUGCAGGAAGAGAGUUUGAGACAGGACUAUGCUGCAACAGCAUCCAGACGGAGCUCGGGCUCGUCCUGCCACUCGUUGCGGCGCAGCACCUUCAGCGACCAGGAGUUAGAUGCACACAGUCUGGAGGACGAGGAGGAGGCGGUCCACCCGGCCUUCCACCUGCCCUCCAACCGCUUCAGCCCCUCCCCUCGACACUCUCCCCGCGUCUCCCCCAGGAAUUCGCCCCGCUCUCGCUCCCCGGCUCGUUCUAUUGACUACAGCCACAGCCGCGGCUCGCCUCAGCCCAUCAUCAGCCGCCUGCAGCAGCCCCGCCACUCGCUGCAGGGCCACGGGCACGACCUGCAGACCAACGUGGUGAAGAACGAAGAAAAGCUGCGUCGUAGUCUUCCCAACCUCACACGCUCCUCGGCAGCGGCAGCCCAGGCCCCAGAGCCCGUCAAGAACAGCCGCAGCUGCGAGUCCAACCUGCAAGUGCCAAACGGCGGCUCUCCUCGACACCAGAGCCAGUCUGCUCCAGCAGCAGCUCAACUCCCAAGAUACUCGACCCCCUCUCGCUCCUCCCCGAAACCCAAACAGCACCUCCAAAGCCCAACCGCCCUGCGAGUCCCACUCUCCUGUUGCUUUGGAGAAGAAGGUGAUUUCAUCCCCUCUCCCAGUAAGCUGCGGACACCCGCCACCCCGUCCCCGCUGGCCUUGAGGCAGCCGGUAAAGGCCACAUCCAACCCUGGUUCUGCCAACUCCACCCCCACCCGCUCCCUGGCUCCUCCACGCAGUGGCCUGCCCCGUCCCAGUGCUUCUGCAGGAGGGGGUAUCCCUCUGCCUCGCAGCAAAUUGGCCCAGCCUGUGCGCAGAUCUCUUCCUGCUCCUCGGACUUACAGCGCCACGGGUGAUAACUGGAGAGAAGGUUGUUACUGAGGCAGGCCAGCAGGGGGCUCUCCAGUCAAACUAUCAACACAAGGAGGCAGACAUUACAACAUGGCACUUUAUCUACCUAGAUAACUUUUACAGUGGAGACAGAAAGUGAGAGACUAUGUCCCAGAAAUAUAUACAAUUCAGAAAUCAAAAACAAGGAGGGGGACAGUGUCCACAUCGUAUCAAAGAGGACCUCCCAUCGUGUUUCUCUGCGGGGACUGGCACUGGAGGGGUCAGGCAUGUUGCGCAAACAGCCCAUAAAAUGCCAAAGAAACCAGCCCGACUCCAGCUCCGCCAACAGAGGACACAUCACCUGCCUUGGUUUGACUGCAGUCCUGUGUCAGACAGUCAUAUCACUACAUCGCCCAGCUUUCCUCCCGCUCCUCUGCCCUGUCCUUCUUUCACCUCCCUCAGGUUGAAAUGUUUCCACGCAUUUCUCUCUUUAUGCUCUGUGUUUAACAGAUGUCGGUGAGCGAUCUCUAUGAUGAUGCUGUGCAGGUGAACUGUCCCGUAAUGUUAGAGAAUAUUCGAUGUCUUGCAACAGUGAAAAGCACCUCGGUGUGGGUAUGACAUUUAACAAUCUUUCCUCUUGUAAAAUCAGCCAGAAUGUAUGCACAUUGUUUUGGAAAUUAUUUAUUCAAAUUAUUUAAGAAGUGUAUGUCCAAACAUCCAUAUCAGUAUUUUUAUUUUAAGAUUUCAAUUGUUUAAAAUGUACGUUUUGAACCUCAAUUGCUAAAUUUCCAAAGCCUUUUUUUUUUCUUUGUUUUCAUCGUGUCCAGUCAGGACUUGAGAGAAACCCGGGUGAUUAACGACGCCUCGGCCAAAGCCUCUGUUCCGACCUGUGCCACAGUUUGCUAAGAUUAUACGUUUCCAUCAAAGUGCUUUGAUUAGUUUCAGAGUUUUUUCUGAUGUCCCAAACAAAACAAUCUUCAUCUUUUGAGAAAGAAAGCUGAGCUCGAAAAUAUAUUUCUUCCCUGUUCACCCAGUUCAGCCAGUGAAACCAAGAAAUCUUUGAUGUUGUUCAUUAAACUCCCACAUCAGAUUUGUCAGUGUGUAUCAUUCAUGCCAUGGAAAAAAAAAGGAAGAAUAUCUUGAGUAAGAUGACAGGCUGAAUAAAUUUUAGCUGGCUUUUUCCUCUUGUGCUAUGAACAUAAACCAAAAGGUGUGCCAGCGUUAGGGAAGGUGUCCUGGUGAUUGGUGUGGUGGGUGUUCUUAAACUAGUGCCUAUAAUUUAAAUUUUCACUUGAGUUUGAACAUGGUGUUUUUGUAUGUUUAUCAUUUUGUGCCAAUUUCUUGAUUUGCCAAUAUUAUUUGCGGUUUUGCAUCUCUGCUUGACUGAUUUGCUUGCCUGGUUGCUCUUUUAUUUUGUAAUUGAAUCAAUACAUUUUUAAUUGCUUUAAGAAAAUGUUUAAAAUGCGCCUUCAUAUUUAUAACUAAUUACUCAUUCUGUAAAUGAAACUAUUUAUUAAAGAGAGAGGUGCCUCUGUCAAAGUUCACAUUCAGUGGAAAGCUAGAACGAAUGUUGCUAAAACACAUGCCACACCUUUUGUGUGAAAGUUUUUGUUAUUGAACUUUUUUUAUAUCCACAAACAUGACAUUCGGUUUCCCUGUGUAAAGUCACAUUUCAAAUAAAAGCUGAAAAGUU